Messenger RNA from Neltuma alba, 1906 nucleotides. Its product is annotated as transmembrane protein 87A. Gene Ontology annotation, biological process: transport. The transcript has 5 exons. The coding region runs from base 121 to 1656 and encodes 511 amino acids. Lineage: Eukaryota; Viridiplantae; Streptophyta; Magnoliopsida; Fabales; Fabaceae. The record is from RefSeq and is a predicted model, not a curated record. Gene Ontology annotation, cellular component: membrane; Golgi apparatus.
AAUUUAAUUUGGCAAUUUUCUGUUCUCUUUCUCUUUCAUCGCAGUUCAGACACAAAGCAGUUCUACCGCCAGCCGUAGAUCCGGCUUCUCUCUCUUGUUCUGGCUUCUGAUCUUCUUCCAAUGUCGCAGUUCCCUUACGCGCUAUCUAUAUGUUUGCUGCUAUCGGUGUUUUCUCUGUACAUUGAAGCCUCUGUUCACGACUACAGAGGAGAGAAAUUCGUCGGCAAAGGUAACGCCUUCGUGGUGCACGGAGGGAGUGAAGGGAUUUACUCUUCCCUCGGUAAUCAUAAUGAGACUUCCGUAGCUGCGAAUGGCGAUUCUUACAUAAAAUUUGAAAGGAUCACAUUCCGCCGACCCAAGGAAUCAAGUAACUUCAGCUCGUUGCCAAUUCAAGCUGUUAUCUUUGAAGUUGAAGAUAGGGAGACAAUUGGUGGUUCGGCCUAUGGUGGUCAAAGGGCUGUGUGUUGCACAGGUGAUCUUGCUAAACUGGGUGUAUGCACUGAAGGCCAGGUCAUUUACCGCCCUUCAACAAUAAACUCUGAGUGGCCUCAAGUUUAUAGCAUCUCAUUUAACACAAAUGAGGAAGAAGCAUCACUGCCACUAAGGUCUAUACAAAUAACAAAAACUGGGAUGUAUAACUUGUAUUUUAUUCAUUGUGAUUUGAGCCUUAAAGAAGUGGCUGUAGAAGGGAAAACUGUAUGGAAGAACCCUGCUGGUUAUCUUCCUGGCAGAAUGGCACCGCUGAAGAAUUUUUAUGGGUUCAUGUCCCUUGCCUUUGUUUUGCUUGGGAUCUAUUGGUUCUCUCAAUAUGCUAGAUUUUGGAAGGAAGUAUUUCCACUGCAGAACUGCAUCACUCUAGUUAUAACACUGGGCAUGUUUGAGAUGGCGCUAUGGUACUUUGACUAUGCCGAGUUCAAUGAAACCGGAGUCAGGCCAACUGGGACAACAAUAUGGGCAGUGACCUUUGGCACCAUUAAACGCACAGUGGCACGCCUUAUCAUUUUGAUGGUUUCAAUGGGCUAUGGAGUUGUGAGACCUACCCUUGGUGGGCUUACGUCAAAGGUGGUUAUGCUUGGAUCCACCUUCUUUAUUGCGUCUGAAGUCCUUGAGUUGAUUGAAAAUGUUGGAACAAUCAGUGAUCUUUCUGGAAAAGCAAGACUGUUUUUGGUUCUUCCUGUUGCAUUAUUGGAUGCAUUCUUCAUCCUAUGGAUUUUCACCUCACUUUCUGCAACUUUAAAUAAGCUUCAGGCUAGAAGGAUGAUGGUGAAACUAGACAUGUACAGGAAGUUCACUAACGCCUUGGCGGUAGCAGUGAUUGUAUCUGUGGGCUGGAUAUGCUAUGAGCUUUAUUUUAAAUCCAAUGAUGUAUACAACGAGCAGUGGCAGAAUGCAUGGAUCAUCCCUGCUUUUUGGCAAGUUCUGUCUUUCUCUCUCUUGUGUGUCAUCUGCGCUCUCUGGGCACCAUCUCAAACUUCUUUGAGAUAUGCAUAUACCGAUGAUGCUGGCGAUGUGUUUGACAAGGAUGAUACCAGCUUGACCCUCAUAAAACCAUCCCCAAUAUCAUCUUCAAAGGAUGUUCGAAGUGUGGUAGACGCUGGAUCAGUGCAAGACAGCAAUGGAGUUUCAAAUGGUGACAUAGAAGAAAAGACAGAAUAACCUAGAAUAUGCAUAUGAUCCUGGACCACCUCCUUUGUACCCAUCCUUAAAGUUAGCUAUGUAUACCUCUUUUUGUUUUUAAUUCUUUUAUCUCCUACAUCAGUCUUCCGUGUUGCUUUCUUGAUAGUUGCAGUUUCAGCUGCUCACAAGGAGAUUGAACAACAUGAUAGUUUUUCUUGUUCAUGAUGAAUUUGUGAUCAAAUUAUUUAUAUUAUCAAGCGACCAAUGGGACACUUCAUUUUUCGCCUUA